Exophiala xenobiotica is the source of this 1152-nucleotide messenger RNA. RefSeq lists its product as uncharacterized. Bases 85 to 1152 code for a protein of 355 amino acids. The transcript is spliced from 3 exons. Lineage: Eukaryota; Fungi; Ascomycota; Eurotiomycetes; Chaetothyriales; Herpotrichiellaceae. The record is from RefSeq and is a predicted model, not a curated record.
AGACACCGCAACAAGUACCACUCAGCCAAUGAAUUGCGGCAAGGCUGAACAUCCACUCGCCGCACGACAUCCUGUACAAACACUAUGACUUUGGCUCUUGCUUCACAAAUCAUUGGCUUCAUAUCCUUCGGGAUAACCUUGGCCACUUUACUCGGUGUCUACCGCGACCUCAUAUCAACCAUGCGCAAUGCGGACGCCCUCAUCCCGCUCAUGCUGGGCAAUCUCCGUCAAGAAAUUCAAGCAGAACAAGUCCUGCUACGGCAACGCGCCCGGGAUGGCGACCAUUAUGGCGUAUUUCCUAAAUCGCGACGACGUCGGUCGCGACGGAAAUACCAUGAGGCAUCGCAACUACUAGAAAACACUCUCAACAAUCUGUGGCAACAAUUUAAGAAUGUCGAGCGUCCAUUCCUUAUCAGGGAUCCAGUUCGGGCCGAAAAGGUUCAACGGGGUGACUAUUGGGGCGAGAGUGAUGUCGAUGACAAGGCUUACGCCAGACCGACUCCCAACCAGAAACAGGUCACCAAUCGAAUGGGAAUGGCCGAAGCUGGAUUGUCUUCCGACGAACAAAGAUAUUACCGGACGGACCUGAUUCACCGUUUUAUAUGGUGGCAGAGCCAGUCCUCCGUUGUCAGUAUGCUCGACCAGGUACAGCGCAUCCAGAUCCGAAGAAUCGAAAGAGAUACAUUCGAGGCCGAUGAACUCAUCAAGCGGUGUCUAGCAUUACUGUAUAGGCGGCGUGGUGACGGGAGGAGUCCAAGUGGCGGUAGUAGUUCUGGUAGUGACGGAGGCCGAGGAGGACGUGGUGGCGGUGGUGUUGCACGUCAAAGAGGUAGUGUUGUUUCGAGGCCAGGAAGCAUAAAACCUUCGACUCGCCGAUCUAGCGGGACUGGAGGUCGUUUCAGGGAAGUUGAAGAGACGGAGAUCAUCAGGAAGCGGCAAGACUCGGACGCGAAAGCUCGUACUGGCGAAGCUAGUAAUACUGGACGGCGGAGGAGAAGUACUCAGUCCCGGUACGAAUACGAGGUGGUCCAGUCAGGCAGGAUAUAUAUCGAUGUCGAGGAUGGCGGACGACAAGAUGGGGUAGAAUAUGUUGAACCUGUACGAAAUUCGGUGCCACUGCGAGACCUAAGUCGAGAGCGAAGGAGGGAUUGA